This is a messenger RNA of Daphnia magna, 885 nucleotides long. RefSeq lists its product as uncharacterized. Lineage: Eukaryota; Metazoa; Arthropoda; Branchiopoda; Diplostraca; Daphniidae. The transcript has a single exon. The record is from RefSeq and is a predicted model, not a curated record. The coding region runs from base 66 to 788 and encodes 240 amino acids.
CCAACCGUACUACAGUCUUUAACAUCGUCGGCCAAUCAAAAUUGUCCCUGGUAACGGCGGCCAUCAUGGAAAAAUUUCCGCCAAUCACCGUAGAGACUACCGCGCCAUCUAGCGCUGAAGAUUUAGACAAAGCGGCAAAUAAACAAUAUAUUCAAGACCGUGUUACCGAUCGUGAAAAUGAAUUAGUGCGUAUGAUUCAAAGGUUAGACUGUGAUGCCCGGAAAGCAAAACAUGAAAGAGCAAUUGCAGCCGCUCAGUAUAACGGUUGGCUUGCCGCUUCACAUUUAAAAUUACCACAGUGCACGAAAUUACAAGCUUUCGGACAAACUGCUGUUGUGGUUAAGUGUAACUCAGUGAACGUCACAUUUGAAACUGUAAUUACGUCAUGCGGACCACAGCCAAAAUUCAACAAUUAUACCAUUAAUCUCGAUGGCUGGGAAUUAGUUAAAUAUUCCCCAUGCUAUUGGACCAACGGAUUCGUUAACUUCAACGAUAAGCCUUACGCUUUUCGCAACAACACCUGGAAAAGAGUUGACGCUAACAUGGUAUUGCCGGAGCAAACGCUGGCACAUUCCUUCCGUUACGACGACGUAAAAUUCUUCGAUUAUGAACAUCGUACUAACCCUGCUUACAACGACAACCUACUUAACCACAUGAAUGUCAUGGCUGAUAUAGUAGCCGCCAUGAAUGAACAUCCACCGACCGAAUUUUCGUUAAAUCACCAGCCCAGCGCAUCAAAAGAGGCUCGUUCACCGAUCACCAACCGCACCGCCGUGCAUCCAGUUUGAUUACGGGACGUAAUCUCGCACCGCCGGGAGCGAUGUAACGAAGGCCUACAAAUACAUUUAAUUAUGACACCCACAUUCUUAUUAUAUUAUGUUUACU